AUAGCAAUUGCUGCAUUCCAGUCGUGACAUGUCAAGCAUAAUGAUCAAGAUGAGUACAUCCGCCGGACUCCUCUUACUAUAGGGUUUGUCAUCGCGUUUAAUUGAUUAAUAUUGAAACAAUGAACGUGUAGCAAUACCGAAGCAUAGUGAUAGUGCAAUAAAAUGUAAUACGUUCCCAACAACUAGUCAUGCGUUAACUGCACCGCAAUCAACACAACAAAACACUCGAAUGAAGAAUCUUCAUCUGACGAAAAGUUCUUUUACAAAAUCUCAUCAUGCCUGUAAUAAAAGACGCCAACAUCGUGAAGAUUGCGAUCGAGAUGACCGACAUGGUCCCGCAUCUCACCGAAUUCAAUCAAAAGCAACCGCUUACAUGCAUCAUCCAAGAAUUGUGCAACGUCUGGAAUCUCUCCGAGCCCGACCAAUACGCACUGCAAUUCAACGAUACCAACAACAAGAACUACAUCACCGAGAAGAAUCGCAAUGAGAUUAAGAACGGAUCCGUCAUACGCCUAGAAUACUCACCAUCUAAGACUGCCCAAGAUAUCCUGCAUAAACUGAAUGCUGGAUCAGUGGAGGAAAAAACUGCAGCUGUACAAAAACUGUCCAAGUUAAGUGCUGAUAUUACUUUUGCUUUAGAAUUCAUCAGCAAGCAGGGUUUAACUUUGAUUAUCAAACACAUAGAAGGUGGUAAAUCAAAAGGUGCUCUUCUUGCUUACUCACUGCUAUCAUUUGUUGAAUUAAUGGAGCAUGGAAGUGUAUCUUGGGACAUUCUUGAUGGGCAGUUCAUUAGUAGAAUUGCUGGGUAUGUGAACACUUCACAGGAGAAGGACAUUGGUCAGGCAGCACUAUCAAUAUUGGAAAAUAUUGUUUUGAAUAGUAGUCAAGGGUAUGAACAGGUUGAGAAAGAAGUUCCAGUCAGUUCUUUAAUCACCCACCUUCAGGAGUCUUCGGUAGUUCAACAAAAUACUGUUGCUUUGAUUAAUGCCUUGUUGAUUAAAGCAGAUUUCACCAAGAGGAGAUCAAUUGCUGCUACAUUGGCUUCCAAACAGUUAAGACAAGUUAUUCAGCAGAAUAUUCUUCAAACUGGAGCUGUGGAAGGAGCAGAAAUGGCGCAUCAGUUGUAUGUGCUGCAAACUUUGAUUCUUGGCUUGUUGGAGCAGAGGAUGAAGACCAAAAUGGAUCCACAGGAUCAAGAUGGUCACGAUAAAAUUAAAGAACUGCGACGCAUAGCCUUCGAUGGAGAAGGUGCUGGGAGUAUUCGAGGUCCUGUUGGUUUUACACGUGAUUACAAAAAACUUGGUUUUCGUAAUGAUAUAAAUCCAGCUCUGGAUUUUACUGAAACCCCACCUGGAUUAUUAGCACUCGAUUGUAUGGUUUAUUUUGCUCGUAAUCAUCCUGACAACUACACUAAACUUGUAUUAGAGAACAGCUGCCGAGCAGAUGAACACGAAUGUCCUUUCGGACGUGCAAGCGUUGAAUUAGUGCGUAUUUUAUGCGAGUUGUUAAAAAUUGGUGAAUCUCCUUCGGAACAAGGCGGAGCUUAUCAAGCUUUAUUCUUCACGCAUGAUUAUCCUUUCGAGGAAACAUUCUGCAUUUGUAUUGUUUUGUUAAAUAAAACAUGGAAAGAAAUGCGCGCUACUUCAGAGGAUUUUGGUAAAGUUGCUUCGGUUGUUCGAGAACAGAUCAUCAGAGCCCUGCAGACAUCGCCUGUGUCUUUAGAACAACUUAAAACACGUUUGUUGUCAUUGACAUAUAGCGAGAUUACAGCCUUGUGGCAGCAGGAACGCACUUCGAGAGAAAAAUGGGAAUCACACGCAACUCCCAUUGUUGAACUCAAAGAACAAAUCACGCCGGACAUUUUGAAUCUCAUCCACCAACAACGCAUCUCGUUCCUGAUCGAAGGAACACGUUUUACUAAGUAUUCCGCGCGUGGACAACGUAUUAAAGAUAAGUAUUGGUACAUGCGACUGUCGCCUAAUCAAAAAGUCCUCCACUAUGGUGAUUGCGAUGAAAAAAGUGCGCCUUCAACCGAAGAACUUACAUCGAAACUAGCGGUUUCGGAUAUUCGUGCGUUGCUUGUUGGUAAAGACUGCCCGAAUAUGCGGGGGAGGAAAGCAGCGCAUCAGCUGGCGUUCUCGUUGGCGCUGGAAGGCGUCGAUCUGCAGUCGUUGGACUGUAUCGCAGCGGAUGAGUUAAUCUUUGCGUAUUGGACGGAUGGGAUUAAUUCAUUGCUGGGGCAGCGGAUGCAGAGUAAAGAGGCCGAGAAAGAUCUGGACAUCCUUUUGUCCAUGGAGAUUAAAUUGAGAUUGUUGGACGCGGAAGGUGUUACUAUUCCGCAGGAUCCGCCACCAAUUCCGCCCGAUCCACCGCAUUAUCAUUUCUGUUAUGAUUUGAAAUAAGCGGGGAAAUAGGAGUUGGUAAACUAACAGUAAUAAUAACAUAAGUAAUAAUCUGCAUGUCAAAUCACGUGGUAUAUUUUAAGAAUCUCGUAAUUGUAACUUUUUAAAACAAAUUAUGUUGAAGUGUUUAUACACGUGAAUAAUAAGGGUUUUAAAGAAAUCAACUCUGAUUAAAUAUCAAAGAGAUAAGAGAAAACUGCGAAAAGUAGGACUGAGCGUGUAGUGCACUGCGUGUUGCCUAGUUAUACCUGCUCUCGAUCCGCAAAAAUCUUAUAAUCUUACAAUAUUGCGCACAAAGUGGAAAAGAGUCCCUAAAUAUACGAAUCUCAUUGUGUUCAAGAAUAAUAAACGAUUAUCUCAGCCCUCACUUCAACAUUUCAUGCGAAAGCCCUUAUUCUUCACUCAUGAUCAAUUAUUUCGACAAAUUAAUACUAACCAAGACUAAACGCUCACCAAAAAUGCACGUCAAACUAACUAAUAUGUUUCUACCUAUUUGUAUUGUUUAUUAUGUAACUGUAAUGGCCAAGACCAAAUUAGACUGAGCUAAUGUAUAAGAAUAUUGUAAUGCAAAUAAAUAUUGAAUGUAUACAAUUGA
This is a messenger RNA of Dalotia coriaria, 2997 nucleotides long. RefSeq names its product engulfment and cell motility protein 1-like. Gene Ontology annotation, biological process: cell motility; actin filament organization. The record is from RefSeq and is a predicted model, not a curated record. Gene Ontology annotation, cellular component: plasma membrane. Lineage: Eukaryota; Metazoa; Arthropoda; Insecta; Coleoptera; Staphylinidae. The coding region runs from base 276 to 2402 and encodes 708 amino acids. The transcript has 2 exons.